AUGUUAGAAAAGACGAAAAUAUACACCAAAAUUGUCGGCUACACUCUCGUUGUUCUUUGGACUGAGCUACGACUCGUUCUCCGAGGUGCUAUAGUACGACGUCAAGCCGCUUUCUUUGGGUCUUCUAGCGGAGAAGAAAGAACUCGCAACAUCGUCAUUGUUGGUGCUAAUUUUGCAGGCUACCGUGCAGCCCAGAUCAUUGCAAAGAAUCUACCUCCCCGAAGCCCGUACCGCGUCGUGGUUGUUGAGCCGAACAGCCAUUUCCACUUCACCUGGGUGCUUCCCAGAUUCUGCGUCGUCAAAGGGCACGAACAUAAGGCGUUUAUUCCAUAUGGAGGAUACUUGGAUGGAGUUGUCGAAGGCUCAUAUCGCUGGAUCAAAGACAAGGUUGUUGACAUCGACCGAAAUACUGUGAGACUACAGGGCAGCGAGGAAUCAAUCCCAUACGAGUUUCUUGUCAUCGCUACAGGAGCGGGCGUACAAGAUGGCCUUCCAUCGCGAGUCAAUUGUACAGAAAAAACGCAAGGCGUGAAGCUCCUACAAGGCAUGCAAAAGAGACUCGAAUCGGCUAAAACGGUUGUCGUCGUUGGAGGAGGUGCUGCCGGCGUCGAAGUCGCCACAGAUGCCAAGGACUUAUACCCAGAGAAGCACAUCAUCUUGAUCCAUUCCAGAGAUGCAGUGAUGCAUCGUUUCGGCAAAGGUCUUCAAAAAGCUGCACGCGAAGGGCUUGAAAGACUAGGCGUCGAGCUUAUCCUUGAAGAUCGCGUGGUAAAUGAGGACUCGGCGUCUGGAAUAGUGACGCUCAGAUCCGGCCGGCAGAUUACCUGCGAUUUCUUCAUGAAUUGUACGGGACAAAGACCAUUAUCUGAUGUUAUUGCCACCCUCUCUCCCAAAGCGAUUUCAUCCACGGGCCACAUCAAAGUCAAGCCAAGCCUCCAAAUAGCCGAUGAUUCCCUACCGAAUAUUUAUACCUGCGGUGAUGUUGCCGAUACGAAUACCCCGAAUCCGAACUCGCGAUCAGCGAUGCGUCAAGCAACAAUUGUGGCAGAUAAUAUUCUUCUCGCUGUCGCAGGCAAAACCCCCAGAUAUGUUUAUGAAAACAAGUGGGCAGAUGGCGUGAUCAAGUUGACUCUAGGAUUGGAUCGAUCGGUUACACACCUUGGAGACGGAAACUCUGAAUUGCUAUUUCCAGGGAAAGAAACGGACGAGGCUCUAAUGUCAGCCAUGGCUUGGUCCCGUAUGGGGGCGAAGCCAUUUGAAGAUGAAUACAUGGAUGCACAUGCAGCUGAAGUCGAAGGAGACAUUAUCAAACCGUGA
Messenger RNA from Trichoderma asperellum CBS 433.97, 1317 nucleotides. RefSeq lists its product as uncharacterized. Gene Ontology annotation, molecular function: electron-transferring-flavoprotein dehydrogenase activity; flavin adenine dinucleotide binding. Lineage: Eukaryota; Fungi; Ascomycota; Sordariomycetes; Hypocreales; Hypocreaceae. Gene Ontology annotation, cellular component: cytoplasm. The record is from RefSeq and is a predicted model, not a curated record.